CUGGUCAUAUAUAUUAUACACUUCAGUAGCCAAGAAGAUAAGACUGCUGAUUAUAGGGGAGUGGAGUUCUUCUACAGGGAAGGUACACAAAGGGUUAAGCUGACACCUGCACAGGAAUGUCAUACAGCCCCAGUCAGUGGCAGGGAAGAGCCGGCCGGUCCGCACACACCUUACCCCCCCGCGCUGAGCACUAAUAGCAGCGUCCUUCAUAUUAUUCUGCGUUUAUGGAUCAGCUCAUUUUAUAAAGAAAGGGGGAGCACGCCCCACCCCCGGACCGGAGCUGGUGCUGGACCUCCGAUGUACGUUCUGCAAGGUCUAUGAAGAGUUCUUCCCCGUUCUCCCUCCGGUAAUCCUGAAGCCCCGGUCGUAGACGGAAGUGGGAGAGAGCAAUGGCAGGAAAGGAGCCUCUGCUGGGCACGCUGAAAGCUUGUGUCCUGGGAUUGCAGACGGUCCAUCCAGAUACCAUCACAGAUGACUCUCCGCAUGUGACCCCGCUAUGUGAUACCAUAGAGAUGAUCCUGCGUAAAGGGCUGAAGAGUGGAGUGCUGGGGUUGAAGAAAAGAGAUUACUGGCAUUGGAUUGAGGAGCUUCCACAACUUGAUACCUGUGGCAGGGUCCCUCAUAUUUCUGUCAUGAUAGAAAAGACUCUGGUCUGUCCCAAGGUGUUAACCCCACAGGGGCGAGGACGAUACUUUCUACGCAUGGCCCUCUGUAAAAAAACGUUAGCAGCCACAAUCCAACAUUUGCAGCACACACAGAAAUUACUUGAGUGGUACGAUCCUAUAUUCUCUGUACUGGGGAAUGAAGAACAUAUGGAGCCCUUCCUGUCUUUGCUGUUGGUGAUCUCACAGAGUACUUUUGAUCUAGACCUGCAGAAUUCCAGUUUCCUGGAUGAGAGCUGGCUCCUGCCUGUGUGUGCCACGUAUCAGACUGUGCCAUGUCGAGAGCUGGGGAUGGUACUGAGAUAUCUGGAGGGCCGCGUCUUUGUGGUAGAGGUGCUGCCGGAUAGCCAAACUGAAGUAGAUGAGGUGGUUCUGGCAGGAGAUGUCAUUGAUGAAAUAAAUGGCGUAUCACUAAGAAAUGCAUAUAAUGGACAGGCAGGCACUGUACUAAGUAAGUUGAAGGGGGAGCCACUCAUGUUCCGAAUGAUCCGCUGGCGGUGGAAAGAUGGGGAGGUGUUCCGUCCCCUCAUGCCGUACAUCAGAGGGGUCAAAGAAAGGGUUCCUGACUUCCAACUACAGCAGUGCCCCCGAAGACUAGAGAAGAGCCAGGAGUGUCCACAGCAGGAUGGAAGGCUCCUGUAUUCUGCAAAGUAUCUGGGACAAGCUGAUGUUGGAAUGUUUGGAGGCAAGGAAAUUCUAGAUGUUGGCAUCACCAAGGUGCAGAAGCAGAACUGUCUUCCCAGGGAUGUAUUGCUUGACAUCAAGGAGACAGAAGUGGCCGUAAAGGACAAGGAAUCUUCAGAGGUCCUGUUUCACUACUUGUACCCAGAGAUUUCCAGCGUGGGGCGAAGGCUGGAUAACAGGAAGGUCUUUGCAUUAUGUGCUGUUGAGAAAGACGGGGACUGCGACAUGAAUUCUUUUAACUGCUUCGUGUUUGAAGUCUCUAACCACAAGGAGUGUGAAGAGCUCAUAAAGCGCAUCGCAACAGGCUUCAAGCAUACAGAAUGGUUUGUGUGACCAAGAAGUGGAUGAUCUCUAGAAUAUGCUACAAAAAACAACUGAACUUUGUACUAAAGAAUUCUACAAUAAAGAAUUUAUUUUUUUUAACUGCUGUUAUUUAAAUAAGGAAUCAGGAUGAAUGAAAACAUUUAAUUUAAAAUACUGACACUACAAUAUAAAAUAGCUCUCAUAAAUGCACAUUGUGUCCGUAGCUGCCUUGUUAACACAUCAGUCUGCACUGUACAAAGCACCAGGUCACCUCAUGUUGGACAAGCUGCAGUGACCACCCAAGUCUGAGUUACAAUGAGUGGAGAAGGAACGAAACAAUGACUAACAGUCUCACGGUUACUCUAGGCAGGAACACUUACUGACCCUGUAUAUUAGCCUGGUGCAGAAGAUACAAGGCGUUACCAAGCAUGAAGACCUCUCCCCAUCAGCACACAGGCCGGAGAAUCCCUUACUGACUGCUUAUUGCAUUGGCUGCAGAGCAUAGUGGAACAGGACCAAGGUCAUGCAGAAGCACCCGCUGCCCAGCAUCAGUCUAUACCCGGGACAGCCAGAAUCAGAAGCAUUUACCCUGAGUGGCAGAUGGAAUGGU
Messenger RNA from Bufo bufo (common toad), 2259 nucleotides. RefSeq lists its product as uncharacterized. The coding region runs from base 390 to 1679 and encodes 429 amino acids. Gene Ontology annotation, molecular function: protein binding. The transcript has 16 exons. NCBI's taxonomy places the organism in Eukaryota, Metazoa, Chordata, Amphibia, Anura, Bufonidae. The record is from RefSeq and is a predicted model, not a curated record.